Drosophila eugracilis is the source of this 2724-nucleotide messenger RNA. It is a transcript of the gene Hyccin, whose product is annotated as hyccin. The transcript has 3 exons. NCBI's taxonomy places the organism in Eukaryota, Metazoa, Arthropoda, Insecta, Diptera, Drosophilidae. The record is from RefSeq and is a predicted model, not a curated record. Gene Ontology annotation, cellular component: plasma membrane. Gene Ontology annotation, biological process: phosphatidylinositol phosphate biosynthetic process; protein localization to plasma membrane. Bases 189 to 1823 code for a protein of 544 amino acids.
CUGGCUUAUUUGGGGAAAAAAUUAAGAGGGAGCAGCAGCGGAGACGGGAGAUAAAUUAAUUAGCCACUGCUACCAUAUAACCCAGGGUGGGGAAACCUUAGCCUAGAUUCUUAGUACACCCACUAAUAUCACUAGUAUUCCAGUUUCCACUCACGUCAAGAUUCUGUUACCAACUAAGGGUAACGACGAUGGCGGAACUGGUGAGGGACUGGCUGGCGGACUACCAGCGGACACGGGGUCAGCCUGCCGAAGCGGAAGCAUUCGUUGUGGAGCAUGAAACUGACCCCGAGAUCGCCGAGGCCAUCUUUACCAUCUUCAACGAGCGUCAACGAAAUGAGGCUCUAGUCCAUGACAUUUGCCAGCAAUUGUUAGCCUUCUACCGAUCGCCGGAGCUGACACUGCACAAGUUUCCACUGCAAUUCAUCCCGGUUCUCGUUUACACGUACCUGCACUCGGUGGCCGGCGGCGAUAAGAAGGCUGCUCGGGGCGUCGAGACCCUACUCAUCUGCAUUUACAAUGGCGAGGUUUCCACCGACGACGGGGGCCAGAAGGUUGUGGCCUUCCGCAUGCCCAUCCUGGCCCAGACAUCCGUCUACCACGAGGUAAAGAACCUCCCCAUGACGGAUCUUCGCCGUUGGGAGGAAAAUUGCAACAGAGAGGUCAAGUGGGGGCCGCACCAGCGCAUAGAGUCUAUCCAUGCCCAGAACCGAAUGCGUAUCCUAACGGCGUUGCUGUUCUGCUACAAUCAGCAAGUUAGUCAGACGCAGAAGUCGUCGCUGCUUCAUUUGUGUCGGGUCACUUCUCAGCUGGUAAAUCAGGGAUUCACCACAAAGUCGGGUCACGGUCACCGCAUGAGUUAUGGUUCCGAUCCGGCAACCGGAGCCACUUUUCCUAAGCCCUCCUCACCACGCAUUCCACUGUCCGCCUCCUUCCUUAUCGAACUGGUGCACGCAAUCUAUUUUGCUAUGUUCAACGGCUAUGGCACGAUAGCCAUUCAGACGCUGGACGAUAUCCAUAACCGGGCCACCUACGAGAUGUACUCGGAACUGAUCCUGGUAACUAGUGCGGUGCGCAAUUCGCUACACGCGAAUCCUUCCGGACAGCCCAACGACGGACCCAUGGGCCUGAGUGUAGCUUUGACGCCAUCCACAACCACGGUGACCACUUCUGUAUCUAAGUCCAUGAUCACAAACGCCUCCUUCCGAACGAAAAAACUGCCGGACGACAUACCCAUCCAGGUACAAGAUCUUACCAUGCAGCAGGUUCCACAGCAACUAGCAAGCGUCUCCGAGGAGGCGGAACCUGGCACCAAGGAGUCGCCAUCGACAAAGGAGAGUUCCGGCACGCGCACUUCUAUCAUGAGGCCCAGUAUGGAGGGCAUCAAGGCGCAGGCACACAAGGCUCUUAUUGCUGGCUUCAAAAAAUCCAAGGACAAGGAGAAAGAGAAGGAUAAGGAACCACCGAAGCCACCACAGCGAAAGUUCGACAAGCACACGCAGCGUAACUCUUUGCUUCAGCUGCAGGCGGAGCCCAGUUCGAAUGUCAGUACGGAGCAGCCACCCACUGGUGAAGUUUUGCCGUUGCAGACGCUCUCGCUGAUCAACGAAAACGGCAGUAACAGCUUCAGCGUGGACAGCGACCUCAACGACGGCGUGCUGGGCGUAAAUGCAAACACAUCCCUGCCACCGCUGAGCAGCACCACCAACUCGGUGACCAGCAGCGACCUGCUCACAAAGAGCUUCGACUCUAGCAUUGAACUGGCGCCGCUGGGACACAGCAGCAGCAAUGGCGGCAAGUUGACCGAGCACAGCUUGGCGGAGUAGUGCAAUCGAUCGUCUCGUUCCAAAGGCGAUUAGCCAAACCCAAGUAUCAAGUAUAUAUAUUUACAACCACAAACGGGGUGAGUGGAUUUUGUAUGAAAGAAAAGAUGAGAACGAUAAACAUUCAAGGCAUUUAGUAAUCCAAGGAUAAUUGUAGGACACUUCCUAAAUAGUUCUGAAGGAAUAAUACCAAAUAAUUUAUUUUUCCGAUUUCCAUAAUAUAAAGCAAUGUUUCUGGUUAGGUGCAAUUAUAUCUCUUGCAUUUUGGUCGGACCUUAUAUAGUUAAUACUCAGAACCAUCCACAGAUUACUUGCCGACACACCAAUAUCUUCAUGACUAGAAAUCCACUCACCCUACUAUAUAUGUAUAUUCGCCACCUACCGCUGUGUAUUAGCCGAACAAAACCGUGGACGGGAGAGGAGAUUUGAAUUUAUGGAUUAAGGAUCGUUUGAGUUUGUUGAAUUUGAUGGGUUUUCUUAGUUGUUCGUAUGUAAUAUCGUAUUCCAAAUCCAAUUGUUGGUUAGAUUAAGUGUUGCUAGGACGUCACAAGAAUUAUAUAUACAAAAUGUAUACACACGGAACCCUUGGUAGACAUCGUAUGCUAAAGCUUCAGUCAAGGGAGACGAAUGUUCCAUUUUCGGGGAACACAACGUUCAGAUCCAAAUCCCGGUGCAUUUCACUUGUUUUAGGUAAGCAGCAUUGACGCUCACACAUUCGAUAUCUACUCGACAUUCAGCCAGAGUUGGGUCCAGGCAAUUUCAAUUGAAUUCUACAGGAAGUCUUUUAGUUCUAUCACUUAUUAGCAUAUACAUGUGUAAACUAAUAUAUACAUACAAAUAUUUAUUGAACGUUGACUUGAACCAUGUUAUUGAUUUAAAAUAAAUACAACAACUAAAUACGUAA